UCAUGGAUAUAAGGAGAGCAAAGAAGGAAACAAAUCCCAGGCUGCUCGAUCCCCAAUUCUCAUGACACAGAACUAGGCGGAGAGCACAAAGGCCGGCCAGCGCCACCUCCACGCACGCCGCCGCAGCGGCGUUCACCGGCGGCGAGAGGCGCUCCCGCCGCGCUCGUCCUCGUUCGAGGAUCCUCCAGGGAGCAGGGUGCCCGCCGCGACGCCGUUGCAGGCGCCGUUCGCGAGUCCAAGGGCGACCGGGCUCCAAGUCCCAGCGCGCGCGGCGCGGCUGCUCGACGGGUUGCUUGAUGCCGAGAAGCCGAAGGGCAUAAGGCGGCGGCGAGGCGGGAGUCGGGGAUGGCAGGCGCGGAGGCGCGAUGGCGUGGGGGCGCUGGGCCUCUGCCCCCGGUGAUGCAGCCGUGCGGCAGAUCACCGCUGGCACCAUCGGCCGCAACCAGCAUCUCCGCUGCCUUGUGCGGUCAUGCCAGCAGCGAGCGGCUCGAUGGAGAGUGCUGUGGAAAUCCCCAGGCCGAUGGUACUUUCUUUUCUCCUCCUUUACACACUCGGAUGAGAGCAAUUUGCUUGUAUGCAUAGGCGUACAGGAAAAAUAACAAUCAGAUUGUUGAUUGAUUAGAAAAAGACAAGAUCAAAAGGGUACUUGAUCGACUGAUUCCUCUUUGUACGCCUUCUUUCCAUUGACGGGGAGUUGCCGAUCGGAUUGCCAGGUUCAGCGCCAAGGGCGCCAUGGCCGUUGCCUGGAUCGGGGCUGCACGCCGGUAUGAGAUCUGGGUCGUCGGCAACCGCCGCCCAAUCCGUGAGGACGAGCGCUGUCGUUGUUCGUUGUUGCCGGAGAACGACUCCAUCACGCGUAGCAGCAGUUGCUCUCUCGGCAGAGCUGGUUAGAGCGUCGUGCUGAUAACGUGUUAAAAUAGAGACCGAGAGAGAAUCGAGAGAGACAACUAAUGAUUCUAGUGUUCUUUAUUAAUCAUGGAUGUACACUAAUGAUUCCAGUUUUGAAUAACCUUCUUUUUUCCUUUUUUCUUUUUAUUAGAAAGUUGCAACGGAGGCAUGUAGUAAUGACCGUGAUUUACAUAGGGAAGUGUUUGUGGCCGGUGCGCCGGCCGAACCGUUGCGCCGGUCGCGCCCCGUGCGUACGAUCUGUUUUUUAUCCAAGGACACCGUUGCGCCACGUGUUACAAGGUACAAGAUCUUUCUUUUUUGAGAAUAGUUAAGGUACAAGAUCCGUGUCAGGCUGCUGAUACUACACACACUUCGGCCGCCCUAUACGGACGCCAGCGGCCCGUGGGCCCAUCACUCGUUUCUACCUUAUCCUUUUUUUAAUCUUUCCAUCUCUCCGUCCACCCGUUCUUAGUCAGCUUAAUAUUUUCCCUCCUGGUCCUACUUCGGCAGCACACACCGCCCCCUUCGCCACACCGACACUUCUCUUCCUAAAUGAUUGAUCAAAUGCAGAGCCCAUCGCUUCUCUUCUCCCAGCUCAUCGGACAUCCUUCACCAGGAAGGCCAAUGGCUACAGCAAUGGCGAAGAUAGACUGCGACAAGGCGACAGUGGAUGUGUUGCCACCGCUGAAAACCUGUGUUGCGGGCGGAUAGUGGCAAUGAGCCUUGAUGUCGGGUAGGGACCCUAAGUUGCCCAAUCUUUCACACUUGGAGGGGGCCUAGCCAAACACUCAAGCACAAGAAGGAAAUUCACUCAAGACAAGAUCCAAAUCACACAUCCACUAAAUUUGCAAACAUGCAAGAUCCACAAGAUUACAAGGUCAAUAAGAGGAAAAGAGUGUCAAGGUAGUACUUCCCAAAUCCUAAGGAGAUGGGAGCUGGAUGAUCUCAAGAGAUCCUUCUCCCAUGGGAGGUGUUGGUGAUCCUAUGAUGUGGAUCCUUCUCCCUUAGGAGGGUUAUGAUAAUCUUGAGAGAUUCUUCUCCCUUAGGAGGGCUUGAUCCUCUAGGAUUCAAGGAGCAUUGUUUUCUCAAUUUAGUUCAAUAUAAUUUGCUAACCAUAGAAUGGAGGUAGGGGCGACUAUUUAUAGUACAAGUGCAUUUGUGGCGAAAGAGGGGGGAUUACAUGACCUCAAAGGGCCAAGAUACGCACAUGCAUGUCCAGAACGUCUGGGUAGCUACCUGGAUUGUCCGGGCAAUGGCCGGAUGAUCCGGGUAGGUACCUGGAUGGCCCGGGCCCGAUUCGAUUGUUUCAUGCUACUAUAUUAUUACUUUUAUAUACUUUUUAUAACAAAAGACUAACAUAUUAAUUCAGUGCCGAGUGCCAGUUAUUGUUUUGUGCAUGUUUUUGACUUUACAGAAAAUUAAUAUCUACGGAGCUCAAAAAACCUGGAUUUAAUACAAUUUUUUUCGAGUCACGAAGGUUCGAGAAAAGCACCGAAGGGAAUGAGAGGAGCUACAGGGGCCCCACACGUCCACCUGGCACGGCCAGGGCCUUGGCCGCACCCCUAGGUCGUGUCGGGCCCUGUCCACCGCCUUACGUCUAGUCUUCCACCUAUAAAUUCCAUAUUUUGUGAAGCCCUUCGCAAGAUUUUUCUCUGAAUUUUUUGCCAUCGCAAGCGUCUAUUCCGAGGAGAUUCAAUCUAGAGGCCUGUUCAGGUACUCUACAGGAGGGGGAUCCAUUACCGGUGUUGGUGUCUAAGAACCCGACAUUGCACUAUUGUAGGAACGCCUAGCAGUGGCAGGUGCAAAAAGGCCAUAAGUUGCGGGCCAGGCUCCUAGGGCCGCCGCCACCGACCUCCCACCACUGCUAACAUUUCAUCAGUGACGGGCGCCCGCCCGCCAGUGGUAGCCCAUCAGCAGUGGCGGGCGGCUUAGGCCGCCCGCCAAAGAAGUUUUGUGUAGCAAUGGCGGGCUCUCUCUACUGCUCGCCACUAUUAUUAAUCGAUGCAGAAUUGAUGCUAUUACAACAUAUUGCGCCUUGAUCAGAUCAUCAGAUUUCAUGGGAUGCAUAAAUUCUAGUUUUAACAUUGUUCCACAUACAUGCACCACAUUACAAUGAUGGUUGAUUAAUGAAAAGUAGUUAUGAAGAAAAUAUCACAUGUGCAUGAUAAUGAUAAACACACACACACGCGCGCACACACACACACACACACAUAUAUGUCGCUCAUCACACAUAAUUAAUGGUUUCACGAGUUGUUUAGGAGUGAAAAGAGUGUCAGACGAUGUUCAACACGUAGAGCGUUAGUAGAAGCUCGACAAUUGCAUGAAUAACUAUUGGACGGAAUGAAACGGGGACCAACGAGCCACUUGCUCUAGAGUCAGAGAUUUGGCCUCUUGAAAAGCCAAUUGAAUUACCACACCUGGCGUGGGUAUGGUGGCUGGACUCAGACCCGGGCAGAUCCUCAGCCUCUCAUCCGGGGUCGCCUUCGUCAGGAUGCACACCACAAGGUGACUGAACCGCCUCUCUGCUAUCUUCUCCAUUGCUCGGAGAGAACACUGGGCCAUUGGAACACUUCUGACUCAAGCUAACUAUCGUGGGAGUGAGUCUGAUAGUAAGAAUAGGGGGUACGUAGGAGGAGGCAAGGUCCUAACCACGGUGAGGUUGUACACACAAGUUUACGUGUUCAGGCCCCUCUUGGAGGAGCUAACAGCCCUACGUAUCGGUGCCUGGAGGCUUGUCGACUGGAUUAUGCGUGGAAGUUAUGGGGGUGCAAACCCUUGUGCCUGAGGAGGGGGCAACUUAUAUAGAGUGCGCCAGGCUCCUCACAGCCUUCCAUUACACAUGGUUCAAUGUGAGUUAAGGCAGGGGCAUUACUGGUAACGCCAGCUAUUAAUGAUCUUUAUGACUACGGAGUGAACGCCUGACCAUCGCCAUCCUGGGGUGGCUUUUGAUCUUCUGUACUCCGAGUGAUUCUUCGUAUGGUCGAGUGACGCUACUGUGGUCGAGUGGAAUUGAGGUGUCCGAGUAGAAUCUCCUGUUGAGUGGAUAGCACUUCAAGGUGAUUUCAGUCGGUGCCUUCUGUUGGACUUUGAAUGUCUUUGACUCUAGGGCAGUGUCCUUGGGUAGGGUGUCUAGGUCAUGCCUAAGACCCUACCCUAGGUAUGUGUCAUCGUCAUUAUCCCCCGAAUGGACUGAGGUCCGAGUGAAGAAGGGUUGAAGUUGGUUCCGACUCGAUUCCAUGCUUCGGAGGCAUUUCAUAGAGAUCUGGAAAGCACACUGGUACUUUAACCCUGCCUCGGUCGCCUUGAUCGAUUCUGGUUUCAGAGAUCGCCGAGUGAAUUAUGCAGUAAAUCUUCUAGUGAAUCAGAGUGUGAAAUCUUCGACGCAAUUGAAUGCUCUGCGGUCUCCAGAUCUCAUAGGAUUCUAAAUUUUGGAGAAUCACACAGGACGGGGCGCGACGUAGUAAAUGGAACGAGCAGAUAGGGACUCCUCGAUCUUCGUGCCACCUUUUUGGCCACAUAUCAAGCCAGCGCCUGUGACGGGAUGCGAUAAGAUUGCUCGGGCCCACGGGUUAGCCACUCGGAAGUAGCCCCAUAAAAAGCGUCGAGGCUGAUGCGCGACACUGUGCAUUCCAUUCGACCCCCCUCUCCGCUUCUCCACCUCGCUUCUCCCUGCUCUCCACGCCUCCGCUCGACCCUCUCGAGUCCGCCACCAUGGUGAAGGACAAGACCAUGGCCCUGAGCAUGCGAAGAAGGCGAUGACGAUGACGAAAGGCAAGAAGACGGUGAGGGGGUCAAUGUCGCGGUCUGGUCUGCCGCCUGGUUGGAUCCAGGGGGACUGGAUCCAUUCUACCGUUGUGAAGGAAGAUCUGUAGAACCUAGCCGCUGAUGGCCUGAUUGCCCAUUAGUCCUAGAGGUUGUCAGAGGGAGAAUCCGAGCCCCAUCCGCGAGAGGGUGAGUGCGUUCUUCUCACCACCCAUGUCGAGCGAGGUUUCUCUCUGCCCCCGCACCCAUUCUUUCAGGGCUUUUUGAAUUUCUUCGGCGCUUAGAUCCACCACUUUCCUCCCAACCCGAUCUCGUAUCUUGCCGCGUUCAUCUCAAUGUGCGAAAACUUCCUAGGGUGCCAGCCACACUAGGGUUUGUUCAAACACACAUUCACCUGUCGUUCUUAGCGGUGAAGAAAGCUAACCCGGAUGAUGAAAAGACGCAUGUGAUCUAGAUGUGUGGGGGUUAGGGAUCCAAAUGAGAGGUAGGAGUUCUUUUCCCCCCAUGACCUUUCCCGAGUCUGUCAGGGGAUGGCAGUCGACUUGGUUCUACUGCAAGGACAUUCCGACUCCUAGUUAGUCGACUGGCCUUCCCCCUUUAACUAUGGAGAGACUCCACACCCCUCAUUCACUAGUUGUAGUGCCGGAGGAGAAGGGGGAGUUGGGAAUGUUAGUCGACGCCGUCGUUGGAUUGGUUCAAGGUGGAGUGACGGGUAUGGAUCUGUUGGAGGUAUUCCUCAAUUGACGCAUCCAGCACUUGCAGGCCCGUGACCACCCUUUGUGGAUGUACUCGGGUCUAGAGGACACCUCUCGAACCCACCCGGAGGAGGUUGACGAGGAGAUGGUGGCUCAGUGGCUCAGGAGCAUUACCGGCAACAAGGAUAACCCCAGGGGGUCCAGGAGGAUUCUGCCAUUCGAUGUCAACAAUGCUCCUGAAGAGAUUUUCACCAAGAUGUACUCGAUGCCGAAUGGAGAGCAGUACCAAGAAGGAGUUGAGAGUGAUGGCGAGAGCGGUGAUUAUCAGUAUGUAGAUCACAGUGAAGAUGACAGUAAGGACUCGGGCAGCAGCGAAGAAGUCGAUUCACCUCCCCACUCGGAGCGUCGCUCCAAAUAGUCGCAAGACCCUGCAGGGGGACGUAGCAAAGCUGCUGCGUCGAGUGCAAAGAUUCCAAAACGCACUCGGACGUCGACUCCCGAGCCAUCAGAGAAGGCCGCGAAGCAGGCCAAAGUUGCGCUGCCCAAACCUCAGAUGGCCCUGCCUAGGAUCAAGGUGGCUGUGCCCGUGGCUUUAGUUGCUGCUACUUCUGCGACAUCCAUGGACAUCGAUGAGGAGCGUGGUGAUGCGGAAACCGCGGAUGCGGCCACCUCUCGGGCAGCACCAACAGAUAUUAUCCAGCUUCCUGACGAUGAUGAUGAUGAUGUGUCUUUGAAAAAUGCCGGGAGGAGAGGCAAAACUUUGAGCAAGAGGGUGCCUGGAGCUAGAACGCCUCGCUCGGCAUCUGAUCCUGUGGUCCAACAACUCAACGAUCUAGUACGGGCUUCAGUCUCUUUUGCCAAUCCUGUGUCGACUGACCAACCCUCAGUGUCGACUGCUCAAGCUCCAGAUUCAAUUGCGCAACUUCAGGCUUCUACUACACCGGCCACGUCACCUAUUCCAUCAUCUCUUCUAUUUGCUCCACAUCACGUCCCGGAGGACCAAGUAGGGGCUGCCAAGCAGGCCAUGAUUCAGGCAAGUCUGAUGAUGGACCGACUGAAGGUGGUGUGUGACACCAGCAAGGCCGCCUAUGAUGCCAACUCUGCUCUCCAAGCCAAUGUCCGAAAAUCUUAUGAGCUUGGGACUCAAUAUGCUGCUUUGUCACAGGAGAAAAUCCAACUUAAGCUCGACCUAGAUCUGGCCAAGGAGAACUUGAAGAAAGCACAAGAUGAAGUGGCAAGAGACAAAAUGAAGCAGGCUAUGGAGCAGAAGGACCUUGAUCUUGUGGCGGCGCAGAAGACGACGCGUGAUUAGAUUGAACUUGCCGACCAGAAGCUGGCUUCGGUCGGAAAGUUGGAAGAGGAGAACGCCAAGCUGAAAACCGCUGUUAACAAGGCGAAGAAAGAGGCCAUGCAACUGAAGGAGGAGAAGGUGGCUUUGACAGACAAAGUGGAUAUUCUCACUGAGAAGAUGGACGAGCUCGAAACUUAUCUGGGUGGUCUCGCCAAGAAGAUGUUCCUCAUGCUUGAUGAGUUUUGUCAGAAUUUCGAGGAGGAAAUUGGGUGGAUCAAGACAGGACUGGACCCCAUCAAUUGCCCCAUCAAGGAUGAAGCUGCCAUGAACAUGUUGCGACUGGAAUCUCGUCUUGCCAGUGUCUUGGACUACGUCGUCCGACUGAGAGUUGCAAUGUCUCGGAUCGAUGAGGAGCUCUGACCAGAGGAUGUGCUUCUGAAUGACCUCGAGUCACUGAUGACUCGACUCAACAACAUCCUUGACCGAGUGCAACCGUGGAAGAAGUCAGGUGCACGCUGCGGUGGUGAUGUGGCUCUAUCACUCAUCCGUGUUCAUUGCAAGGACGCUAAGGAAGAGAAGCUGAAGGCUCUUCAGGUGGCUAACACCAAGAAGCUUCAAUUUCAAUCUUUCAUGGAGACCUUCAUCGACGCGACCACUCGCACCAUGGACAGUAUCGACGUGGCACUUUCGUCAAGCCAACAAUUCCUCCUCCUACCGAGUGAAAAACUUGAUAACUUGACUUUAUUCGCCUCGGAAUGCCAAGUGAUUUUGUAAUCGUUAAACUCUUUCGGGCUUGAUGCCCGGGGACUUC
This is a messenger RNA of Triticum aestivum (bread wheat), 7447 nucleotides long. RefSeq lists its product as uncharacterized. Lineage: Eukaryota; Viridiplantae; Streptophyta; Magnoliopsida; Poales; Poaceae. The transcript has 7 exons. Bases 5899 to 6657 code for a protein of 252 amino acids. The record is from RefSeq and is a predicted model, not a curated record.